AUGGUGGAGAUGCUGCCAACUGCCAUUCUGCUGGUCUUGGCAGUGUCUGUGGUCGCCAAAGAUAACUCCACGUGUGAUGGCCCCUGUGGGUUGCGGUUCAGGCAGAACCCUCAAGGGAGCUCCAGAGUGAUCGGAGGGCAUGUUGUGCAGAAUGGGGCCUGGCCCUGGAUGGUCAGCCUUCAGGUCUACCAGCCCCACAACAACCGCAGGUACCACUCGUGUGGAGGAUGCCUGCUGAAUUCCCACUGGGUGCUGACAGCUGCUCACUGCUUUGACAACAAGAAAAGAGUCUAUGACUGGAGACUGAUUUUUGGAGCACAGGAAAUUGAAUAUGGGACAAACAUGCCAGUGAAUGAUCCUCUGCAGGAGAGAUAUGUGGAGAGAAUCAUCAUCCACGAAAAAUACAACAUUGUGACCGAGGGGAACGACAUUGCUCUCUUGAAGGUCACCCCUCCUGUUCCAUGUGGGCCUUUCAUUGGGGUAGGCUGCCUGCCCAAUUUUAAGGCAGGCCCUCCCAAAGUUCCCCAGACCUGCUAUGUGGCUGGCUGGGGAUACAUAAAGGAGAAGGCCCCCAGGCCAUCGCCUGUACUGAUGGAGGCUCGUGUGGACCUCAUUGACGUCGACCUGUGUAACUCGACCCAGUGGUACAGUGGGCGUGUCAUGUCAAGCAACGUGUGCGCAGGGUAUCCCGAAGGCAAGAUCGACACCUGCCAGGGGGACAGCGGCGGGCCUCUCAUGUGCAGAGACAACGACCAAAGCCCCUUUGUUAUCGUGGGGAUCACGAGCUGGGGGGUAGGCUGUGCCCGCGCUAAGCGCCCUGGAAUCUACACGGCCACCUGGGACUAUCUGGACUGGAUUGCUUCCAAGAUCGGUCCGAACGCCUUGCACAUGAUUCAGCCGGCCACCCCACCUCCUCCUACUCGACCCCGGCCCCCACCCCGACCCAGCUCCCGGCCGCCCUCGGCUCACCGUCCUUGGUACUUCCACCAGCCUCGCCCACCCCGGCCCGUUCCCCUGCUUCCACUCCAUACUCCAGCCUCGUCUCCGUCCCGGAUCCCGGCCCCCCCCCCCCCCCCCGCCCCCCCCCCCCCCCCGCCCCCACCGCCACCGCCACCGCCACCGCCACCGCCACCGCCACCGCCACCUCCUCCAAGGCCUUCCACCAAACUUCCCCAAACACUUUCUUUUGCCGAGCGACUUCAGCGUCUCAUAGAGACCCUGAAGCGGAAGGAUUAUUCCAGCUCCCAGACCUCUUAUGACACCGAGACCAUCGAGCUUCCAGGAUCCAUAUCCUGA
Molecule: messenger RNA, 1296 nt
Organism: Marmota flaviventris (yellow-bellied marmot)
Lineage: Eukaryota; Metazoa; Chordata; Mammalia; Rodentia; Sciuridae
Source: RefSeq, a predicted model, not a curated record